Messenger RNA from Rhodamnia argentea, 1262 nucleotides. Its product is annotated as chloroplastic group IIB intron splicing facilitator CRS2-B, chloroplastic. The coding region runs from base 271 to 1092 and encodes 273 amino acids. The transcript is spliced from 9 exons. The record is from RefSeq and is a predicted model, not a curated record. NCBI's taxonomy places the organism in Eukaryota, Viridiplantae, Streptophyta, Magnoliopsida, Myrtales, Myrtaceae. Gene Ontology annotation, molecular function: peptidyl-tRNA hydrolase activity.
GAUAAAUCUCCCAGUCCCUGCAGUGUGAGCGCAACGAAAACUAGUCAGAAAAGGCUCGAACGCCUCCAAUCCUCAAACCGUCGUCACCGACUCGCCUGUGCGUCGUCCAGUCUCCACUUCCAGUGAAAGGACAAGGAAGAGCGCCCCAGUCUGCCAAAACGAGGGUGUUCUCGUUUACCUUCGAACUAUUCAUCAAAAGCUUUGGUCUUGCUCGGCUAGUUACUUUUGGGGAUGAUUUUUGUGGUUGGUGAAUUGUGGGAUUAGUGGUCGAUGGUGUAUGCAUUGUCUGCCUCCAGUACGAGCAUUUCCUUUCGAAAAGAGCUUCACUCUCGUCGCUUUCGGAGGAAACGUUUUGUUUCGAUAAGGGUUUGCGCAUCUGCUUCGUUGCCGGAUAACAUCAAUGGGUUGAAAGUGGAGUACACGCCUUGGCUCGUAGCUGGUUUGGGGAAUCCUGGAAAUAAGUACUGUGGUACUAGGCACAAUGUCGGUUUUGAAAUGAUCGAUCGAAUAUCUGAAGAAGAGGGCGUCGUAAUGAACAUUGUCCAGUCAAAAUGUUUGAUUGGAAUAGGUUCCAUUGGAGAGGUGCCAGUUCUGUUAGCGAAGCCUCAGACUUACAUGAACUUCUGUGGAGAAUCGGUUGGGGCACUGGCGGCAUAUUAUCAAGUUCCCUUGCGUCAUAUCUUAUUGGUAUACGAUGAGAUGAGCUUGCCGAAUGGUGUUUUAAGGCUACAGCCAAAAGCAGGCCAUGGCUAUCAUAACGGAGUAAAAAGUGUGAUGGCCCACUUGGAUGGCCGCCGCGAAUUUCCUAGGUUGUGCAUAGGUUGGUUUAGUGCACCUUUUAGAUCCAUCUCUCCACUCCUUUCUCCAGUCUGCUUUUGUUUAACUCGGGUGUUUGCAGGCAUCGGAAAUCCACCUGGCACCAUGGAAAUGAAAGCUUUUCUCUUGCAGAAAUUCAGUUCCCUCGAACGACAACAGAUUGACGUAGCACUCGAGCAGGGAGUCGAGGCUGUGCGGAAUCUGGUGCUCAAUGGGUUUGAUCAAAGCAUUGAAAGAUUCAACUUAGGACAGAAGUACAAGUUCCACAAGGUUUGAAGUGCGAAGGUAGUUGUAAAAAAUUAGGUUAAAUGGAUAAUGAGACUUGUUUUUGCCCCUUUAGUUGAUUACUACUGUGUCAAUUACUUGGAAAGAAUGAAUCUAGCACGCGAAUUUAGAUGGUCCUCAUCCGCUCCGAUCGGAAUGCGAAGGUAUUAUCCCAGCGGUCC